Octopus sinensis (East Asian common octopus) is the source of this 512-nucleotide messenger RNA. Its product is annotated as cytochrome c oxidase subunit 6A2, mitochondrial. The transcript is spliced from 3 exons. Gene Ontology annotation, biological process: mitochondrial electron transport, cytochrome c to oxygen. NCBI's taxonomy places the organism in Eukaryota, Metazoa, Mollusca, Cephalopoda, Octopoda, Octopodidae. Gene Ontology annotation, molecular function: enzyme regulator activity. Bases 50 to 385 code for a protein of 111 amino acids. The record is from RefSeq and is a predicted model, not a curated record. Gene Ontology annotation, cellular component: mitochondrial inner membrane.
GUAGUUACGAAAGUGAGGUUACGUAUUUAGAUGCUAGCUUUGCUGUAUUAUGCAAAAAGUUAUUUCGGUGAGAACAAGUAUGGCUUCCCGUCUAGGUAACAUCUUGAGAAGGACGUUCUCCGCUCAAGGACCUUCAGCCACUUCUGGAGACCAUGGAGAGGGAGUCAAACUUUGGCGGAAUCUAACAUUCUUUGUUGCCCUUCCUGGUGUAGCCCUCUGUUGGGCAAAUGCCUAUGUUUUUGCAGAACAUGAUCACGAAAGGACUGAAUUUAAACCCUAUUCACAUCUUUACAUUCGCUCUAAGCCGUUCCCUUGGGGUGAUGGUAACCAUGGACUUUUCCAUAACAAAGCAGUGAAUGCCUUACCAGAGGGCUAUGAAGAUUAGUUUCAUGUGGAUAUUAAUGUCGUUGCUGUAAUCUUUUUAAGUUAUCAGUUCUACUUUGUAGUUCAGUUCUCUGCCGGUCACAAUGUGACCUAGCAGUUACGUGCACAAUAAAGAAGAUAACACCCUU